AGCGGUGGGACAACAACGGCGGCGCCAACUGGAGUGUUGCUGUGGAGGUGGCGGCGAGGGAGGGGCUGGUGGAGGCGCCCAGUCCCGCAGGGGCGGCCACACGGGCGCUGACCAGCAGUCUGCUGCUCCGGCUGGAGGCGCUGGUGUCGCGGCGGCUGCUGCCGCCCGAGCAGGGGGCGCUGCUGCGCAUGAUGGCCUGGCAGCACGACAUGGGGCUCAUCAACACGUUCCAGUCUGUACGGCAUCUGGAGGACACGGAGGUGGCUGGCGCCCUGGCUGGCCGCUGCUCCUGGCUGCGGCCUCCGCAGCUCAAUGUGGUGCACAUCGCCAGCGAGAUGGCGCCCAUUGCCAAGGUUGGCGGGCUGGCCGACGUGGUGACCUCGCUGGCCAAGGCGCACCAGGCCUCGGGGCUGCUCACGGAGGUCAUCCUGCCCAAGUACGACUGCAUCAACUACGCUGACGUGCACGAGCUGCGCCCCAUGUGCGAGGUGGAGGUGCCGUGGGGCCCGGGGGCGGGGGUGCGCACCGCGGUGUGGAGCGGCUGCGUGGAAGGACUGCCCGUCUACCUCAUCGAGCCGCACUGCAAGGAGCGGUACUUUUGGCGCGGCAAGUUUUACGGUGACGGUGACGACGGCGCUCGCUUCGCGUUCUUCUGCCGGGCGGCGCUGGAGUUCCUGGCUCGGCGGCAGCACGAGGCGCCCGACGUGGUGCACUGCCACGACUGGCAGGCGGCGGCGGUGGCCCCGCUGCUGAAGGAGACGUACCGCGCCUCCGUGCUGUGCCGCACUCGCCUGGUGCUCACCAUCCACAACCUGGCCUUCCAGGGGCUGGUCAGCGGCUCGCUGCUGCACCCCAUGGGCCUGGCGGCGCGGGCGGGGCAGCUGCUGCAGCCGGAGGUGAUGCACCACGCGGGGCCGCAGGGGGGCGCCAACAUGCACCAGGCCACCGUGAACCUGCUAAAGGGCGCCAUCGUGUACUGCGACCAGCUGACCACCGUGUCGCCCACCUACUCGCGCGAGGUGCUGGGGCCGGCGGGCGGCAUGGGGCUGCAGGGGGUGCUGGCGCGGCACCAGGGCAAGCUGACGGGAGUGCUGAACGGGCUGGAUUACGAGACCUGGAACCCCUCCACCGACCCCAGCCUGCCCGCCCACUACUCGGCAGAGGCCCCCGCAGCCAAGCGAGCAUGCAAGGCAGCCCUCUGCGCCGAACUGGGGCUUCCCUUCACGGGGGACUUGGAAGCAGCCCCUGCAGCCUCCCAUCCACACGCCAGCAACGGAAACGGCAACGGUAACGGCAGCCAUGACCACAACGGAAGUAGCAGCGGCCCUAGCAGCAGCGGCGUGUGGGGUCCCAACGGCCGGCCGCUGAUUGCGAUUGUGAGUCGUCUGACGGAGCAGAAGGGGCUGCAGCUGAUGAGUGCGGGCAUGCGGGCGGCGGUGGCGGAGGGGGCGCAGGUGGUGGUGCUGGGCACGGCGCCGGACCCCAAGGUCCAGCGGGAAUGGGAGGCGCUGUCCCGCGAGGUGACCCGUGGGUCGGAUGUGCGCAUAGUGCUGCGACAUGACGAGGCGCUCAGCCAUCGCAUCUUCGCGGGAUCGGACAUGCUUCUGGUGCCCUCCAUUUUCGAACCGUGCGGACUCACACAGCUCAUCGCGCUGCGCUACGGCACCAUCCCGGUGGUGCGGGAGACGGGCGGGCUAGCGGACACGGUGGCUGACGUGGCGCACGGCGGGGCGGGCG
This is a messenger RNA of Astrephomene gubernaculifera, 1737 nucleotides long. Lineage: Eukaryota; Viridiplantae; Chlorophyta; Chlorophyceae; Chlamydomonadales; Astrephomenaceae. The record is from the annotation of a GenBank genome assembly.